AUGGGGGAGAGAGAAAAAAAAAGAAGCAAAACAGAUCGUUACAUCACUAUCCUUCACAAUACGAAUAACCAACCAACUGCGCCUUUUCAUCAAGGUAUCCAAAUACUUCGCUCUUCACUCUCAUCUACCUAUCUAUUAGCAAAUCAAUCAAAUCAACUAAUCAAUAUCAACUGCGCCUUUUCAUAA
Messenger RNA from Loa loa (African eye worm), 186 nucleotides. RefSeq lists its product as hypothetical. NCBI's taxonomy places the organism in Eukaryota, Metazoa, Nematoda, Chromadorea, Rhabditida, Onchocercidae. The record is from RefSeq and is a predicted model, not a curated record. The transcript has a single exon. The coding region runs from base 1 to 186 and encodes 61 amino acids.